GUGUGGCUCCUCUGCCGCUGCAGUCGCCUGCUCGUCGGACUCGGUGCUCACCUUUCUGGGGGGGGUGUGUGUGUGAGAGAGUGUGUGUGUUUAAAAAUGGUGAAGGUAACCACGGUGAAGACCAAGCCGUACGCGGACCAGAAGCCCGGCACGAGCGGCCUGCGGAAGCGCGUGACCGUGUUCCAGCAGAACCGGCACUAUGCGGAGAACUUCAUCCAGAGCACGAUCGGCGUCAUCGCGCCCGCCGAGCGCCAGGCGGCCACCCUGGUGGUGGGAGGGGACGGCCGCUUCUUCAUGAAGGACGCGAUCCAGCUGAUCGUGCAGAUCGCGGCCGCCAACGGGAUUAAUCAUCUGGUGAUUGGUCAGGAUGGCAUCAUGUCCACCCCAGCAGUCUCCUGUGUGAUCCGCAAGGUGAAGGCAGUCGGUGGCAUCAUCCUCACAGCCAGCCACAACCCAGGUGGCCCCGAUGGGGAUUUCGGCAUCAAGUACAAUAUCUCCAGUGGAGGACCCGCUCCAGAGGGCAUCACAAACAAAAUAUUUGAGCUAAGCAAAGGCCUGCAGGAGUAUCACAUCUGCCCCGAUCUGAAAGUGGAUCUCUCCAAGAUUGGAAAGCAGACCUUUGAAGUGGACACGUUCAAGCCUUUCACAGUGGAGAUUGUGGACUCAGUGGAGGCCUACGCCGAAAUGCUGAGGGGCAUCUUUGACUUUGCCGCACUGAAAGAGCUUCUCUCUGGGGCAAAUCACAUCAAUGUCCGGUUGGAUGCGAUGCAUGGAGUGGUUGGUCCGUACGUGAAGAAGAUCGUCUGCGAGGAGCUGGGUUCUCCUGCCAACUCGGCCGUCAACUGCGUCCCCAAGGAGGACUUCGGGGGCCACCACCCUGACCCCAACCUGACCUACGCCGCGGACCUGGUCAACACCAUGAAGGGAGGAGAAUAUGACUUUGGAGCCGCUUUUGAUGGCGAUGGUGACCGCAACAUGGUGCUGGGUAAACAUGGCUUCUUCGUGAACCCCUCAGACUCCGUGGCCGUCAUCGCCGCCAACAUCACCAGCAUCCCUUACUUCCAGAAGACCGGUGUCAAAGGGCUGGCCCGUAGUAUGCCCACCAGUGGAGCCCUGGACAAUGUGGCCAAAGCUCUUCAGAUGCAGCUGUACGAGACUCCAACUGGCUGGAAGUUCUUUGGGAACCUGAUGGACGCUGGCAAACUCUCCCUGUGCGGAGAGGAGAGCUUCGGCACCGGCUCAGAUCACAUCCGCGAGAAGGACGGCCUGUGGGCGGUGCUCGCGUGGCUGUCAAUCCUAGCCACCAGGAAACAGGGCGUGGAAGACAUCAUGAAGGAUCACUGGCAGAAGUUUGGCAGGAACUUCUUCACCAGGUACGACUAUGAGGAGGUCGACUCGGACGCCGCCAACAAGAUGAUCAAGGAUCUGGAGACGGCGAUGUUCGACCCAUCCUUCGUGGGAAAGAAGUUCUCGUCGGGCGAUAAGACUUACGAGGUGGCUGUGGCCGACAACUUCGCCUACACGGACCCGGUUGACGGAAGUGUGUCCAAAAACCAGGGCCUCAGGAUCAUCUUCUCCGACGGUUCCCGGAUCAUUUUCCGUCUCAGCGGUACAGGCAGCGCGGGAGCAACCGUCAGGCUCUACAUUGACAGCUAUGAGAAGGACCCCCAGAAGAUUUACCAGGACCCGCAGGUCAUGUUGGCUCCCCUGGUGGACAUCGCCCUCAAGGUUUCUCAGCUCCAGGAGAGGACUGGACGCACCAGUCCGACUGUGAUCACAUGAUUCCCCUGCCUCCACUCACUCCUCAGGCAACAGGAUACCUCCGCUCUCCUGAGGGACGGGGGCGGGGGGGUGAAGCUGGCCUCCUAAAAAGAAAAAACGGACCUGGAUGCAAAACUGAAACUUAACAUCCCGGUUUUAAAACCAGAAAAAUCCACGAGCAGCUCUUGAAUUACCUUCCACUGCCGUUGUCUAGUGUUAGUACUAAUAUUCUUCUUCCUUUAAAAAAAACUGGAGAAACACUGCCUGAGAGUUCAGAAUAUUCAUAUUAAAGCUUGUCAAGUGACUUGUCUGACAUAAAGAGAUUGUCUCAUGUCCAGACAAAGUCAAAAAAAAGAAUAGAUUUGGCAUCAAUAACAAAGAAAAGGAACAUUAAGGGAAAGUAAACUUUAAAGAUUUAACUGUCAACUGUGUUUGUGUGUCUUGUAACUUCUGUUCAACUAUGUUAUUGUCCACAUGUGUCUCUGAACUGUAUCAUUAAAUGAGGAAACUACCAACCUGAUCAUGAAUCAGCAAUUUGGGGGCAACCUCACCCCUCUCCCGCCACUGUCCCCCCGACUGACCCGACGCCCCCUUUCCUCCCUCCCCUUCUCCAAAAACCACCGCAACAGCCUCUUUAACGCGAACCACAGCUCAAGCCUUGAAAACGUGCACAUCCACCAUUAAUAAAAAGAACCUGACGUAAAAUAA
This is a messenger RNA of Scophthalmus maximus (turbot), 2469 nucleotides long. RefSeq names its product phosphoglucomutase 1 (gene pgm1). The transcript has 11 exons. The coding region runs from base 97 to 1782 and encodes 561 amino acids. The record is from RefSeq and is a predicted model, not a curated record. Gene Ontology annotation, cellular component: cytosol. Gene Ontology annotation, biological process: carbohydrate metabolic process. Gene Ontology annotation, molecular function: magnesium ion binding; phosphoglucomutase activity. NCBI's taxonomy places the organism in Eukaryota, Metazoa, Chordata, Actinopteri, Pleuronectiformes, Scophthalmidae.